Messenger RNA from Aphanomyces astaci, 1261 nucleotides. RefSeq names its product ferrochelatase. Gene Ontology annotation, molecular function: protoporphyrin ferrochelatase activity. The transcript has 8 exons. NCBI's taxonomy places the organism in Eukaryota, Oomycota, Saprolegniomycetes, Saprolegniales, Verrucalvaceae. Bases 18 to 1172 code for a protein of 384 amino acids. Gene Ontology annotation, biological process: heme biosynthetic process. The record is from RefSeq and is a predicted model, not a curated record.
UUUGCAUCUUUGACACGAUGACGACCACACGCACGGCACCCAAAGUCCGCACGGCCAUCGCCAUGAUGAACAUGGGCGGGCCUUCAACGCUAGACGAGGUGCCUUCCUUCCUCAAGAACCUCUUCUCCGACCCAGAGAUCAUCCCACUGGGUCCGUUCCAAGAGUUCGUGUCGUCGAUGGUCGUGAAGCGGCGCUCGCCGAAAAUCCAAGCGCAGUACGCCGCCAUCGGCGGGGGGUCUCCCAUCGGAAAGUGGACCAACCAUCAAGGCAACGCCAUGUGCAAAAUUUUAGACGAGAUCCGACCAGAGAGCGCCCCACACAAGCAUUACACGAUGUUCCGGUACGCGAACCCGUUGACCGAAGCGGCACUGACGGAAAUGAAGAACGACGGCGCAGAACGUGCCAUUGCUUUCUCGCAGUACCCGCAAUGGUCGUGCACCACGACAGGCUCAAGCAUGAACCAUUUGUGGCGCGAACUAAAGCGUUUGGACUUGGGGGAUUCCUUUCAAUGGUCGCUCAUCGAUCGAUGGAACACGCAUCCAGGAUACAUUGCUGCCGUGAGCCGUCGCAUUCAACUCGGCCUAGAAGCGUUUCCGGCUGACGUUCGUGACAAGGUCGUGAUCAUGUUUUCAGCGCAUUCAGUGCCCAUGAAAGUCGUGUACAAGGGCGACCCGUACACCAAGGAGAUUGCCUCCACCAGCGAACGCGUCAUGGAGCAUCUCAACGUCACCAACCCACAUGUCCUGAGCUGGCAAUCCAAAGUCGGGUACUUGCCGUGGAUGGGCCCCAGCACCAGCAACGUGAUCAAGGGCCUGGCGAGCCAAGGACACAAGCACGUGCUGGCGGUGCCAAUUGCAUUCACGUCCGAUCACAUCGAAACGUUGUUUGAAAUUGACAUCGAGUAUGCCGAAGAAGCGCGAGAACUUGGCAUUGAGCACUUCAAGCGCAGUCCGUCCCUGAACGAAGAGCCGCUUCUCGCGCAGGCCAUGGCGGACCUGGUCAAGGACCACUUGGACUCGAACACGCUGCACUCUCCCGCGUACCCCCUCAACUGCGCAGGAUGCGAGAACCCCACCUGUCGCAGCAUUGUCAACCCCAUCAAACCGUACGCCCGCUCCCGCGACGUGGCGUGCGGACGACCUACGUCGCAAUCCGUCCACGACCUCGAAUGAGGAUGGAACGUAGCAAGCGGCGGUGCCGAAAUAGAUGAAAGAGAGGUUAACUCCACACGUAGUACAAUACUACAUGCAACUCCCCCUUG